This is a messenger RNA of Cynoglossus semilaevis (tongue sole), 4619 nucleotides long. It is a transcript of the gene ipo7, whose product is annotated as importin 7. The coding region runs from base 502 to 3621 and encodes 1039 amino acids. Gene Ontology annotation, molecular function: small GTPase binding. Lineage: Eukaryota; Metazoa; Chordata; Actinopteri; Pleuronectiformes; Cynoglossidae. Gene Ontology annotation, biological process: protein import into nucleus. The record is from RefSeq and is a predicted model, not a curated record. Gene Ontology annotation, cellular component: nuclear envelope; cytosol. The transcript has 25 exons.
UGUUCACAUUUUUCUAGAGACUGUUCAUCAACUACUUUUCUAUGUAACCACACACAGUAGUUUAAUAUGUAUGCUUGGUCUGACUCUUUUGAUGUGAUUUUUUAGUCGGUUUUAAAUGAUUACAAACAGAUAACAUACGGACAAAAGGCAUGAAACCCCAUCGCAAUCCCAACUGCAUUUUCUGCAGGAAAUACGUUUUCUAUUUAAAGUUCCUUAAAGCGUAGUGCGCCUCUUACAAUUUUUGCCAGGUAGUCUAAAACCUGUGAGAAGAAUUGCGAGUUGACGCGUCAACAACAAAUCCCAAGAACUACAGCUACCAUGUUGCAUUUGUUGCAGCCGGAUGUUCGUGUUGCACAAAUCUGGCGCUGAUCUAUCCGGGUACUCCAUUCACUGCUUCCUUUCGCGCCGGGUAACCGGAGAGCUGUGCGUCCAUGUGCGCAGUGAGUGGGAAUUGAGAGUCCUCUGAAAUAUUCAAAUCCGAGCCCAAACAGAGUCUUUGCAAUGGAUCCAGAGUCUUUGGUCGAGGCCCUUCGGGGGACAAUGGACCCCAACCUGCGGGAGGCUGCAGAGAGACAACUGAACGAGUGUCACGCCCACGUAAACUUUGUGUCCACUUUGCUGCGCGUAACCAUGUCUGAUCAGCUGGAUUUGCCUGUCAGGCAAGCAGGUGUAAUUUACCUUAAAAACAUGAUAACCCAGCACUGGAGUGGCGGAGAUGGUUCAGGCACUGAGACGCCUGUCAACAACAUCCCAGACGAGGACAGACAGUUCAUCAGAGAUAACAUAGUGGAGGCUAUCAUCCACUCCCCAGAGCGCAUCAGGGUCCAGUUGACAACAUGUAUCCACCACAUGAUCAAAUCCGACUACCCUGGCAAGUGGACAGCCAUCGUAGACAAGAUUGGUUUCUAUCUGCAGUCAGACAACAGUGCUGGAUGGCUUGGCAUUUUGCUCUGUCUUUACCAGCUUGUCAAAAACUAUGAAUACAAAAAACCAGAAGGGCGUCAACCGCUGGUAGCCGCCAUGGAACUUUUCAUGCCCAUGCUUAAGGGUCGUUUUAUCCAGCUCCUCCCUGACCACUCUAGUGACUCUGUUCUGAUACAGAAGCAGAUCUUCAAAAUCCUCUAUGCUCUCUUCCAGUACAACCUCCCCCUGGAACUCAUCAACAGGCAGAACCUGACAGAAUGGAUGGGCAUCCUGAAGACAGUAGUGGACAGAGACGUUCCUCCAGAGACGAUGCAGAUAGAUGAAGAUGAGAGACCUGAGUUGCCGUGGUGGAAGUGUAAGAAGUGGGCCCUUCACAUUUUGGCUCGUCUGUUUGAGAGGUAUGGAAGCCCAGGUAAUACAACCAAAGAGUACACAGAGUUUGCAGACCUUUUCCUCAAGGAGUAUGCAGUUCCAGCGCAACAGGUGCUGCUGAAAGUUUUAUACCAGUACAAGGAAAAGCAAUAUGUGGCUCCCAGAGUUCUCCAGCAGACACUCAACUACAUCAACCAGGGCAUAGCACAUGCCCUAACAUGGAAAAACCUCAAGCCACACAUCCAGGGCAUCAUUCAGGAUGUGGUUUUCCCUCUCAUGUGCUACACAGACAGUGAUGAGGAACUGUGGCAGGAAGACCCAUACGAGUACAUCCGUAUGAAGUUUGAUGUAUUUGAGGACUUUAUCUCUCCAACGACGGCAGCCCAGACGCUGCUCUUCACUGCCUGCAACAAAAGGAAAGAGGUGUUGCAGAAAACAAUGGGCUUUUGCUACCAGAUUCUCACUGAUCCGGCCACUGACCCCAGGAAGAAAGACGGUGCCCUUCACAUGAUUGGCUCCUUGGCUGAAAUCCUGCUCAAGAAAAAGAUUUACAAGGACCAGAUGGAGUUCAUGCUGCAGAAUCACGUCUUCCCUUUGUUCCGCAGUGAACUGGGCUACAUGAGAGCCAGAGCUUGCUGGGUUCUCCACUACUUCAGCGAAGUGAAGUUCAAAAGUGAUCAGAACUUGCAGGUGGCUCUGGAGUUGACUCGCCUCUGUCUCAUCAAUGACAAUGAAAUGCCAGUCAAGGUGGAGGCUGCCAUUGCGCUGCAGGUUCUCAUUAGCAACCAGGAGAAAGCCAAAGAGUACAUCACUCCCUUCAUCCGGCCUGUGAUGCAGGCCCUCCUGCACAUUGUCAGGGAAACGGAGAAUGAUGAUCUCACUAAUGUCAUCCAGAAGAUGAUCUGUGAAUACAGUGAGGAGGUCACCCCAAUUGCAGUGGAAAUGACACAGCACUUGGCAAUGACGUUCAACCAGGUGAUUCAGACGGGUCCUGACGAGGAAGGAGGUGAUGACAAGGCUGUGACUGCCAUGGGCAUCCUCAACACCAUCGACACACUUCUCAGUGUGGUGGAGGACCACAAAGAGAUAACCCAGCAACUGGAGGGCAUCUGUCUGCAGGUGAUUGGCACAGUGCUGCAGCAACAUGUCCUGGAAUUUUAUGAGGAGAUCCUGUCUUUGGCACACAGCCUGACCUGCCAGCAGGUGUCGCCACAGAUGUGGCAACUCCUUCCUUUAGUGUAUGAAGGCUUUCAGCCGGAUGGGUUUGACUACUUCACAGACAUGAUGCCACUCCUUCACAACUACGUCACAGUGGAUACAGACACACUCCUGUCUGAUACUAAAUACCUGGAAAUUAUCUAUAGCAUGUGCAAAAAGGUCUUAACAGGUGAUCCAGGCGAGGACCCAGAAUGCCAUGCAGCAAAGUUGCUGGAGGUGAUCAUUCUGCAGUGUAAAGGCCGUGGCAUUGAUCAGGUUGUUCCUCUGUUUGUUGCUGCUGCAUUGGAGCGCUUGACACGGGAGGUGAAGACGAGUGAGCUGAGGACUAUGUGUCUGCAGGUGGCCAUCGCUGCACUUUACUACAGUCCUCCUCUUCUCCUCAACACCCUGGAGAAUCUCCGCUUCCCCAACAACACAGAGCCAAUCACAAACCACUUCAUCACUCAGUGGCUCAAAGAUGUCGACUGUUUCCUGGGCCUGCAUGACCGGAAGAUGUGCAUUCUGGGUCUUUGUGCCCUCAUUGAUCUGGAACACAGACCUCAGGUUGUGAACCAAGCUGCAAGUCAGCUUCUUCCAGCAGCCAUCUUACUCUUCAGUGGCCUCAAGAGGGCGUACGCCUGUCGAGCCGAGCACGAGAAUGAUGAUGAUGACGAUGAUGAAGAUGGAGAGGACGAGGAUGAUCAUGCUGAGCUGGGCAGCGAUGAAGACGACAUCGACGAGGAAGGUCAGGAGUAUCUGGAGAUGCUGGCGAAGCAGGCAGGAGAGGACGGAGACGAUGAGGACUGGGAGGAGGACGAUGCAGAAGAGACGGCACUUGAAGGCUACACUACAGCUGUAGACGAUGAAGACAACUUGGUGGACGAGUAUCAGAUCUUUAAAGCCAUACUGCAGAACAUCCAAACCCGGGAGCCAGCAUGGUACCAGGCACUAAUACAAGCCCUUGAUGAGGAGCAGGGCAAACAGCUUCAGGACAUCGGCACACUUGCAGAUCAGAGACGGGCAGCACAUGAAUCCAAGAUGAUCGAGAAACACGGCGGCUACAAAUUCACUGUACCAGUGGUGCCAUCUAGUUUCAACUUCGGAGGCAGUGCUCCAGGAAUGAAUUGAGUCGCCUGUUGUACUUUUUUAUUACUCUGUGACUGAUUGUAGUGAAGUGAAAAAAAAGCUUGUGUUGUUCCCUUAAGUAGUGGUUCCAGAACUGGUUCUUCUCAGUCAUUCUUCAAUCUGUCAAAUGGGAAUUAGCACCAGAAGAUGUGGGAAAGCAACCAAAUGCAACCAAUGGCUGGGGAAAACAAACCAAGAACUUGAGCACGAUGUGCAAGAGGAGAAGCUCUGAACAACGUUGUCUUCUGGAGCCCAGUGAGGAGAGGAGACCAUGACGGCAACUCUGUUUUAUUUUUUUUUUCCACCUUAACAAAAUUAGGGAGAGUAACAGUUAUCAAUUGAUAAUGGGACUAAAUAUUUCAUUAUCACUUUUGUGGCCUAAUGGCUCUAAUAGGAAUUUACCUCUGGUCAUGGUUGAUAUCUGUUAUUUUCUGCAUAAACGCUCACGUUUAUGUACAUACAAGCCAAGGUUAUUUUGUUUUUCUUUUUUUUUUUUCAGGUAGCCUUGAAAAACAACCAGAGGCAUUUAUAAGGUGUCGACAGCUGUAUUCAUAUGUAGCAUAUUGGAUACUUCAUAGCACUAUGUGAUGCCUGAUCUCUGUAAAUUAAUGACUAGCACUUUCAUAUUGUUCAGGUUCUCCUAGCCUUCUGUAUCAGACUGCAAAUUUUUUUAAAAAUUGAGGACUAUUUAAAGGUGUAAAACAGCUGUAACUUUGUUAUUUAGAGAGCAACUUCUUAACGGCUGGUUGUCACGCAUCUGGUUACAGAGUGUAUCGUUGGGCAACGCGGAAACAUUAAUUUUUCAGGAAAUAAAAAAAAAAAGGAACGCUCUCGGUGUUGAUUAUGGCUGCAGGACGCGUUUGUGAGCACUGCAAGUACAAUUGGAUACAUCACUGAAGAAUGUACAGUUGGACUAAUCGUGAAGGUCUCAAGCUUUUGGUUGGUGUAUGGAUGAACUAUCUAUAUAUACAACAACAUAUUAAAAAAGCUAAGGGAAUUCA